Messenger RNA from Colletotrichum destructivum, 1470 nucleotides. RefSeq names its product Putative methyltransferase type 11, S-adenosyl-L-methionine-dependent methyltransferase superfamily. Lineage: Eukaryota; Fungi; Ascomycota; Sordariomycetes; Glomerellales; Glomerellaceae. The record is from RefSeq and is a predicted model, not a curated record. The transcript has 2 exons. Gene Ontology annotation, molecular function: S-adenosylmethionine-dependent methyltransferase activity. Bases 541 to 1470 code for a protein of 309 amino acids.
AUGAAGAGCGAGGGGGAACGGAGAUGGAAGGGGGGUCCUCGGAGCUGAAAAGGCCUUUGAGGAGCUCCGAGCACGUCAGCGGGGGGCAGGGGCCGAGGUCGCCGAGGCCAGACAGUGGGGUUACGGCAUAGGGCGCGGAAAUGGCGUCGGUCGCCGAUGAUGUGACGAUGGGAAUUACACGCCGUCGUCACCUUGCGCCUUAGUCAGGGUUCCUGCUUUUGGUGUGUGGUUUUUGAUAGAGGGCUCUGUGAGGUUUCGUCUUAUGCGUGGGUGGCAAUGGCACUGACGGCAACUCGGCUUGGGUCGAGAUGCCGUGAUCCGUGGGAUAUCAGAAGGAUGUGAUCGUUGGGAAUAAAAUGAAAACGGCGGCCGCCUGCUUUUCCCUUGCCGGUACGGGAUGUGACGAGACGUAUUACACAUCAUCGAGACCUCAUUGGAUCAAUCGCUGUUCCCAAUCAUCUUCAGUCCUGCAACUCCAACUACAACCUACUUUGCGGCUGACACUUAGACUUAGACGGCACCUGCAAGACGACGACGACGAUGUCUGUUUUCGCACGCUCAACCUUCUCGGCAGCCGGCUACGCCGCCUUCCGGCCUUCCUACCCGGCGUCGCUCUUCAGGACGGUGCUGGCGUACCACAACGCACCGUCGGCGGACGGCACGGCACUGGACCUAGGGUGCGGCCACGGGCUCAUCGCGCGGGCGCUCGCGCCGCACUUUGGGCGGGUGACGGCCAUCGACCCGAGCGCGGGCAUGAUCAAGCAAGCGUCCGAGUCGACGCAGGAUGCCAAGAUCGCGUUCCGGCAAGCGAGCGCCGAGGACAUCUCGUUCGUGGCGGACAGGUCGGUGGACCUCGUCGUGGCGGGCCAGGCGGCUCACUGGUUUGACUACGGCAGGGUGUGGCCGGAGCUCGCGCGCGUGGUGCGGCGCGGCGGCACGCUGGCGUUCUGGGGGUACAAGGACAACAUCCUCGUCGGGUUCCCCGAGGUCAACGGCAUCUUUGAGCACUUUUGCUACGGCGAGGGGGAGGCGGCGCCCGGGAGCGGCUGGGAGACGAUGGGGCCGUACUGGGAGCCCGGGCGGCAGGUCCUGCGGGACGACUUGAAGGCGGUGGUGCCGCCGGCGUCGGAGUGGGAGGCGGUGAGGCGCAUCGUGUACGACCCAGACCGGCGGACGGCGCAGGCGCAGACAGAUGCAGGGACGGACCCGGAGGCGGCGUGGCUGCGCAAGACGCUCAAGCUCGGGGAGUUUGAGCGCUACGUGCAGACCUUCAGCGCGUACCGCGGGUGGAGGGACGCGCACCCCAAGGUCAAGAGCCGGGCGGAGGGCGGCGCGGGGGACAUUACAGAUCUGUUGUUUGACCGUUUGCUUGCGGCGGUGCCGGAGUGGAAGGCCAAGGGUGAUGGGUGGCGGGAUGUCGAGGUCGAGGCGGUUUGGGGCACGACAAUCAUCCUGGCCAAGAGGAAGUAA